This is a messenger RNA of Histoplasma mississippiense, 354 nucleotides long. RefSeq lists its product with no specific name. The coding region runs from base 1 to 354 and encodes 117 amino acids. Lineage: Eukaryota; Fungi; Ascomycota; Eurotiomycetes; Onygenales; Ajellomycetaceae. The record is from RefSeq and is a predicted model, not a curated record. The transcript is spliced from 2 exons.
AUGAAGAGCAAGAUCUCCGUUCAGAAUCCAUGGGAUGAAUAUCCACCACCAAGUGACAUAAACGGCCCUGCAUCGCGACCAGUCCAUACGACAACUGUCCACAUCAUCGAGCCACAUCAGAAUCCAGAAAUAAAACCUCCAACACCGCAACAGGCCAUGCCGAUGACUAUGAGGAGAGAAGCUCCCACUCCUUUCGAUCUGCUGUGGUUGUUCGGACGUAACUUCCUCGAAAUGUUUGAAGGCCAAUCAGGUUCUCUACGAGAACGAGAAGCUGCAUCCGCAGGCACACGACAUAGCGCUAGACACGAGGUUUUCCGCAAAGGACGCCAAUGUGUCGGGCAUCGACAUGUAUGA